UUGCCUCCUUCUGCGAUCGCUCUACCGAAAUGUUGAAUAAAAAACUCGAGCAAGCAGGUCUUUCCAGCUUUACGAUCUGACCGAUAAGCAGUAUUUUUUAAAAAAAAUUCUCACCUGUAAUAACCGCACCUUCGGCUUGUGAGAUGUUUCGGUGCGGCUGCAUCUUCCAACCUCAUCGCUGACAACGGUAACCGAUAUCCUUUGGCGUUUUGUUACGCUUUACAUAUGGAGGUUCUCCACACAAAUAACGAGGGAAACCAGGUUUUAAACCUGUCGCGUCUACAUUUAUUCGAGCUGAACCUGGACCAGAUUGAAGACGGCCAAAGGAAUCGGGUUCAGCGGCUUUACCUCACUUACAACAGCAUCGCAUUUUUCCCGAGCUCUGUCUGUCUGCUUCCCAACUUGGAAUAUCUGGAUAUAAGCAACAACGCGAUUUCAGUCCUGUCGGAUGACAUAACACGAUUGACAAACCUAAAAACAUUCGUUGCGAAAAAUAACAACUUGGAUGAAACGUCGUUUCCCAAAUUUUUCGGGUCCAUGCAAAACCUCCAGACGCUAAACUUCAGUGGGAACCGCUUUAGAGAGAUUCCAGUGCAGUUUCUGAAACUUAGCCGCCUACAGUCCCUGUCUCUGGGUGGAAACCGAUUAAAAGGCAUCCCCGCAGAAAUAGAGCACCUGACAAGGCUGGAGAUGCUGUAUCUGGGCGGGAACAUGAUCUCCUCCAUCCCGCCCGAGCUGGCCAACCUGGGGCAACUGAGGUGUCUGGUGCUGUGCGACAACUGCAUCCAGAGCGUCCCACCUCAGCUCAGCAGGCUGCAUUCCUUGCUGUCUCUCAGUCUCCAUAACAACCUCCUGAAAUUCCUCCCUCGGGAAAUCCUCAGCCUGGUACAUCUGCAGGAGCUCAGCCUCCGGGGCAACCCGCUGGUAGUGCGCUUUGUCAAGGACAUGACCUACAAUCCGCCGUCCCUGCUUGAGCUGGCCGGACGAACCAUCAAGUCCCGGAACGUUCUGUACCUGCCGAGUGACCUUCCGGCCAGCCUGUCCCACUACCUGGACACGGCCAGCAAGUGCCCCAAUCCCAAAUGUGCAGGUGUGUACUUCGACUCGUGCGUGCGCCACAUCAAGUUCGUGGAUUUCUGUGGCAAGUUCCGGCUGCCCCUCAUGGACUACCUCUGUUCCCCAGAAUGCACCUCUCCCUGCGGCUGCAACCCACAGAGCCACGGCGAGUCGGAGGGCGAGGGCGACGUGCCCGCAACCAGGCUGCAGAGGGUGCUGCUGGGAUCGCCCCUGUCUUGUAAUCGUUUUGGGGAAGCUGGUCUGGGACUACUGACAUGAUGACAUGCCUGUCUACAGGGACUCUCUGAAACCUUUACAAGAGCAUUUGUUAAGCACGAGUCUGCUUUACUGUUUCAUUAGGACAAAACGUUUUAAACACUGUUGGCUUGCAUUUCAGCAAACCGAGAGAUCAACAUUUUCAUUGUAAUUACACAGCUCCCAGUUGACAAUUUACCACUAAUUCCAGUUUUGUCCAUCUUAGUAUCAACACAUGGCCGUAUACACUGAUAGUUACUCUUUAACUGUGCCCUUUUUGUUCAAUUUUUUCCAUGUUGUUGCUGCCAACAAAAUGCUGUGCAAGGUCCACAGACUUUGUUGACUUAUUCUGCAAGCAUUAUACCUAUGUCAAAGCUUUUUUAAAACAUGAAAAACAGAGCGCUUUGAGUUCUAAAGCUUUGAGCUCGUUUGGCCUGGCACGCGAGCUGAUGCCCUCCUCAAGUAAGGCGUUUAUGCAGCACCUCUUCUUCUCUUCUUUGGGUUAUGAUUGUGCUCUCUCGAGCAUGAUGUCCAUCUAAAUAUGAUACCCACUAUGUUUGAGAGCAUUCCUGACUUUCUUUUACCAUCACAUAUAGACGCUACAGCGAAGAUGAAGAUUGCAGAUACUGGCCCGAUUCAAGAACCAUCAUUCUUAUUUUUUGAGAAUAUAAUAUACAUUCACCUGUUUUCAGAUUAACAUAGUAAUGCUAUAUUCAUUGGGUCUGCUUAUAAUUUGCAGGUAAACGACUCCACAGUAAAACUGAUAAUAAAACAGAUUCUGCACUUCUUCAGCUAGGUAUCAGUUAAUAACUUGUUUGCACGCGUGU
Electrophorus electricus (electric eel) is the source of this 2138-nucleotide messenger RNA. It is a transcript of the gene lrrc58a, whose product is annotated as leucine rich repeat containing 58a. Gene Ontology annotation, cellular component: cytoplasm. Gene Ontology annotation, molecular function: protein binding. The record is from RefSeq and is a predicted model, not a curated record. NCBI's taxonomy places the organism in Eukaryota, Metazoa, Chordata, Actinopteri, Gymnotiformes, Gymnotidae.